AUGAUCGUUAAGGAGUAUCGCAUUUUAAUGCCCUUAUCGACAGCUGAAUAUCGCAAGGGUCAACUAUUUGCUGUGGCUGAAGCAAGCAAAAAUGAAACGGGCGGAGGUGAAGGUGUUGAGGUAAUUUUCUCCGCAUCUUAA
Molecule: messenger RNA, 141 nt
Organism: Anisakis simplex (herring worm)
Lineage: Eukaryota; Metazoa; Nematoda; Chromadorea; Rhabditida; Anisakidae
Source: the annotation of a GenBank genome assembly